This is a messenger RNA of Galeopterus variegatus (Sunda flying lemur), 682 nucleotides long. Its product is annotated as sonic hedgehog protein-like. The transcript is spliced from 3 exons. Gene Ontology annotation, molecular function: patched binding; calcium ion binding. NCBI's taxonomy places the organism in Eukaryota, Metazoa, Chordata, Mammalia, Dermoptera, Cynocephalidae. The annotation marks the transcript as partial. Gene Ontology annotation, biological process: cell fate specification; multicellular organism development; cell-cell signaling. The record is from RefSeq and is a predicted model, not a curated record.
GCCGCCCGGAGGGGAGCUGUUUAGAGCUGCGUCCGCCCCUCCAGGAAAAGGGGGCCGGGACGCGGGGGCUCCGACUCAGAACGGGGGCGGUGCUGUGCGCCUGCGCGCACCCGGCUUCGCAGCUCGCUCGGGACUGACCCUGAGGUGUAAGGACAAGUUGAAUGCCUUGGCCAUCUCGGUGAUGAACCAGUGGCCAGGAGUAAAGCUGCGCGUGACCGAGGGCUGGGACGAGGACGGCCACCACUCAGAGGAGUCACUGCACUACGAGGGCCGCGCCGUGGACAUCACCACAUCUGACCGUGACCGCAGCAAGUACGGCAUGCUGGCCCGCCUGGCCGUGGAGGCCGGCUUCGACUGGGUCUACUAUGAGUCCAAGGCACACAUCCACUGCUCCGUGAAAGCAGCGGUGAUCCCGCUCGAGGAUCCCGGCGGGGACAGUAGAGCCGCUCAUCGGCAUUCCGCGCACACGGGCGGGGGCGCGGCGCAGUACGUGUCAAGCGGGGUCGUGCGACUCGACGACUCGGGCUCGCCAGCGCCCCGGGUCGCAUUCCGGGGAGCUCCGGAGGGCCCCCCACGGCCAGUCCCGCACUUCAUGACGGAGAAACCUAUGAGAAGAUUAAACUCCUUCUGUAAUUCCAGCAGGAAGACUCUUUCCUGCAAUCUCUAUUUGCAAAAAGCAUGA